AUGGAGAAUCAAGCCAAUCGCCCCCAUAGGGCGCCGAAAGAGAAGAAGAAACAUACUGGAGGUCGGCAUUGACUGCGCAGUUUUAUAUAUGUCAUGCUAACAUUAAGCAGACAAGAAUCCAAAGGCAUUCAGUUUCGCAAAUCCAGGACGAUUAGCAAAAACCGCCGCUCGAUCGCAUGAUGCAAGUCGCAGUCAGAUGUAAUUCCAUAUUCAGAUAACUAAUUGUUUGCGCAGAUAAAAGAAAAGCGCUUCCAUGUUCCCCAAGUCGAUCGAAUCCCGGAAGAGCCUCCACCACGCCUUGUUACCAUCGUUGGUCCACCCGGAGUUGGGAAGACAACUUUAUUGAAAUCGCUGGUAAAAAGAUAUGCGAAGGAAACAUUAUCAGAACCUCUGGGCCCGAUUACAGUAGUUACCUCGAAGAAGCAACGCUUAACAUUUGUAGAAUGUCCGAACGAACUCGAAGCCAUGGUCGACAUGUCCAAAGUGGCGGAUAUUGUAUUGCUGAUGAUUGACGGUAACUUUGGAUUUGAGAUGGAGACGAUGGAGUUUUUGAAUAUACUGGCUGCAAGUGGUAUGCCGGGAAAUGUGUUUGGAAUUCUUACCCAUCUAGACCUAUUUCGCAAACCACAAACCUUGAAGGACGCAAAGAAGCGACUGAAGAAUAGAUUCUGGAGCGAAUUGUACCAGGGGGCGCAUCUUUUUUACCUCUCCGGCGUCAUAAAUGGACGAUACCCCGAUCGCGAAAUCCAUAACCUCUCGAGAUUCAUUUCCGUUAUGAAGAACCCACGACCUUUGGUUUGGAGAAAUUCGCAUCCUUACACCAUGAUAGACAGUUUCCGAGAUGUUACCAAUCCAACAAAAGUCGAAGAGGACGCGAAAUGCGACCGAACAAUUGUGCUGUCUGGGUAUUUACGAGGAACAAAUUUCGCGGCUCAGGGUCAGAGGGUUCAUAUACCGGGAUUGGGUGAUUAUUCGAUAUCUUCUAUGGAGGCUUUACCAGACCCAUGUCCGACGCCAUAUAUGGACCAAGUUAUGGCGAAGGCUUCCGGAAAGACUGGCCGAAAGAGACUGGAUGAGAAGGAAAAGAAAUUGCAUGCUCCAAUGUCUGAUAAGAGUGGUUUGAAAAUUGACGGGGACACGAUAUGGAUCACGAGGGAGAAGGGAUUUAAUUUUGAUGCCGAGGAUGACGAUGAGGAUCGAGGGCAAGGAGAGGAGUUAAUUGUCAGUCUGCAAGGCGAAAGAAAGCUCUUGGGUGAGACCGACGAGGGAGUGCGAUUAUUCAGUGACAGUAAAGCUAUUAAAGCUGUCGACGAAGAAGAGGACACCGGUCGGAAACAGCCCAGAUCUGCCCGGUUUGUUGAACGCGAGGAUGGGUCUGACGACGAAGUUGACGAUGAAGGGUUUGUCAGUGGCGAUGAGCCACAAUCUGAUGAUGAAACUGAGUUGACCGAAGACAAACUUGGAAAAGCAUUCCGAAAACCCAGUGACAAGGCCGAAGGAGAUGUUGCUUUUGCAGACAGCGACUCGGAUCUUGGCUCUAUAUCAGGCGACGAGCUUGACUCGAUAGAUGAUUCCGAAGAUGAUGAUUCUGAAGGAGAUGAGGGAGUAAGAUGGAAGGAAAAUAUGCUUGAUACUGCAUUGAAACUUCACAAGCAAAAGCGAUUCUAUCGUACUGCUGAUCUUGCUAAACUCAUGUAUGACGAGGCUAUUACUCCUACGGAAGUGUUGAAAAGAUGGAAGGGCGAAGUGGAAGAAAUCGAGGAGGAGAACAUCGAGGAUUCUGACGAUGAGACUUUUUUCAAGAAAUCUGGCCGCGAGAAGGAGGAAGAGCACUAUGAAGAUCGUGCGAUUCUAAAGCUCGAUUAUGAAGUUAUGGAAGAGAAAUGGUCUAUUGAGGAUAAUAUUGAAAGGCUGCGACAGCGAUUUGCUUCGGCAGACUUGUUGAAAGGUAAGUCUUCCAAGGACGACGACAGUGAGGAUGACGAAGACGAGGAAGAAGAUGAGGAUGAUGAAGGAGAUGGAGCAUUCGAGGAUUUGGAGACCGGAGAAGAGCAUAAACCGGAUGAUAUCGAAGCCGAGCGAGAAAAGAAUGCUCGGAGAAAAGAAGAAUUGAAACUUCGUUUUGAGGAGGAAGAUCGUGAUGGCUUUAAUAAUGACAAAGCCAAAGCACGCCGAGAAGAUGGAGAGGAGGAGGAAUUUGGAGAAGAUGAUUGGUAUGAUGCGCAAAAAGCACAAAUCCAGACUCAACUCAACAUUAACAAAGCUGAAUUUGAAGCACUGGACGAAAAUCAGCGAGUAAGUGUUGAAGGAUUUAGGGCAGGGAUGUACGCCAAAAUUGUUAUUGAAAAGGUGCCCUCGGAAUUUGUUACCAAAUUCAGUCCACGCAUGCCACUCAUUGUCGGAGGACUCUCGGCAACCGAAGACAGAUUCGGAUUCGUUCAAGUCAGGAUAAAGCGACACAGGUGGCAUAAGAAGAUUCUGAAGACGAACGAUCCUCUCAUCUUUUCUAUGGGUUGGAGACGAUUCCAGAGUAUGCCAGUGUACAGUAUUUCUGACUCUCGAACUCGAAAUCGUAUGCUCAAGUAUACGCCAGAGCACAUGCAUUGUUUCGGUACAUUCUACGGACCUCUUAUUGCUCCCAACUCUGGAUUUUCUUGCUAUCAGUCAUUCUCGUCUAAAAAUCCUGGAUUUCGAAUUGCAGCUACAGGAACAGUCUUGAAUGUUGAUGAGUCAACGGAGAUUGUCAAGAAGCUCAAGUUGACUGGAGCCCCAUAUAAGAUUUUCAAGAAUACUGCUUUCAUUCGAGACAUGUUUACUACAUCGCUCGAAAUUGCCAAGUUUGAGGGCGCCUCUAUUAAGACCGUUUCUGGUGUUCGAGGUCAAAUCAAACGCGCACUCAGCAAACCAGAAGGUCACUUCCGAGCGACGUUUGAAGACAAGAUUUUGUUGAGCGACAUUGUCUUUCUUCGAGCAUGGUAUCCCAUCAAACCCCAUAGAUUCUACAAUCCCGUCACGAAUCUCAUCGGUUGGGAAGGAAUGCGUCUUACUGGAGAAGUCCGCCGAGACCAAAACAUCCCAACACCAGUCCAAAAGAACUCCCUCUACAAACCUGUCGAGCGCGCCACGCGACACUUCAAUCCUCUCCGAGUCCCACGUGCACUCGCCGCCGAACUCCCAUUCAAAUCCCAAAUCGUACAGACCAAGAAGCAAAGUAAACAGACGUACAUGCAAAAGCGAGCCGUCGUCGUAGGUGGCGAAGAAAAGAAAGCUCGAGAUCUCAUGCAGAAGAUCAUGACUGUGCGUAAUGAGAAGGUUGCUAAGAGACGUGCGGCGAAAGAGGAGAAGAGAAAGGUUUAUCGCAAGAAGGUUGCCGAGAACGAGGAGAUGCGGGGUGAGAGGGAGAAGAAGGAGAAGCAGGAGUAUUGGCGGAAGGAGGGGAAGAAGAGGAGGGCUGAUCCGGAUGCUGCUGGGGGUGGAGGUGGGGGGAAACGGAGGAGGUGA
Molecule: messenger RNA, 3501 nt
Organism: Hymenoscyphus albidus
Lineage: Eukaryota; Fungi; Ascomycota; Leotiomycetes; Helotiales; Helotiaceae
Source: the annotation of a GenBank genome assembly